Messenger RNA from Nerophis lumbriciformis (worm pipefish), 1095 nucleotides. NCBI's taxonomy places the organism in Eukaryota, Metazoa, Chordata, Actinopteri, Syngnathiformes, Syngnathidae. The record is from RefSeq and is a predicted model, not a curated record.
AUGGAGAAUGUCACGGCACGGGCGACAAAUGGGAUAAACCUGACUUGCGGCGUGUCUGGAAGUCAUAACUUCAUCUUCACGUUCGUGCCCAUCGUCUACAGUUGCAAUUUUGUCAUCGGCAUCGUGGGUAACAGCAUGGUGGUCGCGGUCAUCUACUGCUACAUGAAGCUCAAGACUGUGGCUAACAUAUUUGUGCUCAACCUGGCAGUCUCCGACCUCACCUUCCUCAUCACCUUGCCCAUGUGGGCCACGUUCGCAGCUACGGGCUACCACUGGCCCUUUGGGGGAUUUCUGUGCAAGACUAGUGCAGGUCUGGUCAUCUUCAACCUAUAUACCAGCACCUUCUUCCUCACCGCGCUGAGCAUUGACCGCUACCUAGCCAUCGUGCACCCGGUGCGAUCACGCCGCUUCCGCACAGUGGUGUAUGCCCGCAUCACCUGCGUGGUCAUCUGGCUGGUAGCCUUCGUCCUCAGUGUGCCCACAGCAUUAACUCGGGAUGUGAUCAACAUUGCUAACUCCAACAAAACCUUGUGCGGAGUCCUGCACAUGAGUGAUGAGAAAGAUGUGAGGCUGAAGGGUCUCCUCCUUGCCAUCAGCCUGAUGAAAAGCCUGAUGGGUUUCCUAGUGCCCUUCAUCAUAAUCUUCACAUGCUAUUGCCUGAUCGGGCGGGCGCUGGUGGGCGCGAGGCACAUUCAGAAAAGCUCUAGGUCCCGGGACGACGAGGUCCUACGUAUGCUCGCUGCUGCAGUCCUGGCUUUUUUCCUGUGCUGGAUGCCGCACCAGGUGUUCCAUUUCCUGCAGGUUCUCACCCAACUCAUGCAGGUGGAGAACUGCACCAUGUUGGAAAUCAUCGACACCGCUAUGCCUUUCACCAUCUGUCUUGCUUACCUGAACAGUUGCGUCAACCCUAUCGUCUACGGCUUUGUGGGACGCAACUUCCGGAAGAACUGUAAACGACUGCUUCGUUGCUCACCCCCCGGACCCCCCGGGACACAUCCGAGCAUCAGCUCCAAAAUGAGCGCCCUGUCCUUCCGGGCUUCCGAGGCUCUGAGCCUAACAGCCUAUAAGAGCAAAGCCUCCUCUGACGGAAAGUAA